AUGUCACUCCUCAACCUACCAAACGAGCUUUUGCGGCAGAUCGUUGCUGGUCUUAAAGCACCCGAAGACCUCACGUCCCUCGCUCGCUUAAAUCGAGACUUCCACAGGACUUUCAAGCCAUGGAUCUAUGAUAAUGAGAUUGGCCUCGAUGGAGGCCAUAAGGUACUCGUGUUUGCCACACAAAUGGGACAUAUCCAUACCGUCCAACUGCUUCUGCAAUUGAAUGCCGACCGAGUGAUUCGAGGAAAAAAUCAGCUAGAUCCGAAUGGGCUCAUGGAUGACGACCAUUUUCGGUAUCGUGGCUUGAGACCGCUCGCCUGGUCGUCGAUUCGAGGAGAUUUGGAUAUGACAAGUCUUCUUCUGGGACUUGAUGGCAUCUCUGUAGACAUAAAAUGCCAGAAAGGUCGAACUCCUCUAUCAUUUGCUACAGAAAAAGGACACGCCGAUAUAGUUCGUCUCCUCUUGGAAGCUGGUGCAGACCCAAAUACUCAGGAUGAUAUCAUGCGAACGCCCUUGCACUGGGCUGGUUCACCUCAGCCGGCGAAAGAACCUCGAAACAUACCAGGUCAUGAUGAGAUUCUGAAGUUGGAUCCGAGGUUCUCCUUUCACUGUCCAGUCGAGGCUUAUUUUGAAGAAGAUAUCGCUGGAUCUAUAAGCUGGGACGAUGCACAGAAUUUUCACAGAUACUGCACAGACUGCCCAGAGGCCAAAAACCUCGACCAGUCUCCCCAUUUGGCUCCUAUCUCUUCAUUUUGGUCUUCUGGGGAGCACUAUGAAGAGCUCUUAAAACUCCUUCGGCAACAUGGUGGCAACACUGAUCUCAUGGAUGAGAAGCUUCGCACUCCUUUUUGCUGGGCAGCAGCAUGUGGAUAUCUACCGUUAAUGGAGCUACUCCUUGACCAUGGGGCAUCUCUUGAUUUGCCAGAGUCUUAUCGAUCUCCUCUCUCGUGGGCCGCAGAGAAUGGCCGUAUUAGUGCUGUACAGUUUCUCAUACACCGCGGAAUGUCUAUCGAGCCCCAAGGUGAAAAUUGCAUAUCUCCACUUUCCUAUGCGGCAAUGAAAGGUCAUUAUAACUUAGUCCAGUUACUCGUUGGGAAGACUGUCCGCCGGGAAUGUGAGGACUUCAGCUCCGACUGGAGUCCAUUAACCUGGGCGGCUGUUGCCGGGCAUGAGAAUGUUGUUGAGCUCCUUCUUUCCUCACACCUUCAGAAAUGGCCAGGUCUUCCAAUCGGCUCUACGGCAUUGUGUUGGGCUGCAUGUAGGGGUUAUACGGAUUUGAUUCAUAUGCUUCUUGCUGCAGGUGCCGAAAUAGCACCAUUUCCAAAGAUCUAUGAUCAGUUAACUCCGCUUCAAUUAGCGACCAGGAAUAAACAUGAAGAUGCUGUCAAAUAUCUUCUUCAUACCGGGAAAGCCGAUAUCAAUGCGAUAGACAGUCAUGGCUGGACGGCGCUGACGUGGACUUUAUCGACGCUAUACGAUACUACAAAUAAUGAGAAGGAUGCAAGAAUCAAGCAGCAUUUGCUUGAUCAUGGCGCAGAUUCCUCAUGUGGAGUUUGGGAGGUGAAAAACCGUCGUGCGCCACAUUUGUUCUAUCGAUGGCAGCCGCCAACACACUCCAAACGAAAUGGGAGGUGGCCCAUCACCUUCCGAGUUCUAUCUCGAAGUGAGCGGUUCUGCAUAUCAUACUUUGUGCCAGGUCUUGCGCCUGCAUGGAUGAGAAGUUUUGAAGGUUGGUCGUAUCACAGACAAGAUUCUGAACAGGCCACAAUUAUGUAG
Molecule: messenger RNA, 1776 nt
Organism: Penicillium brasilianum
Lineage: Eukaryota; Fungi; Ascomycota; Eurotiomycetes; Eurotiales; Aspergillaceae
Source: the annotation of a GenBank genome assembly